This is a messenger RNA of Cornus florida, 798 nucleotides long. Its product is annotated as LL-diaminopimelate aminotransferase, chloroplastic-like. NCBI's taxonomy places the organism in Eukaryota, Viridiplantae, Streptophyta, Magnoliopsida, Cornales, Cornaceae. Gene Ontology annotation, molecular function: pyridoxal phosphate binding; L,L-diaminopimelate:2-oxoglutarate transaminase activity. The record is from RefSeq and is a predicted model, not a curated record. The transcript is spliced from 3 exons. Bases 1 to 798 code for a protein of 265 amino acids. Gene Ontology annotation, cellular component: chloroplast.
AUGGGUCAGACUGGCCAGUUCCAAAAGGAUGUCGCGAAGUACGGAAAAAUGGAAUACAUGAGAUGUUCUCCAGAAAAUGGUUUCUUUCCCGAUUUAUCCACCGUCUCUCGAACAGAUAUCAUAUUUUUCUGUUCACCUAACAAUCCAACUGGUUCUGCUGCAUCAAGGAUGCAACUUACUCAGUUGGUUCAGUUUGCCAAGAAGAAUGGGUCGAUUAUAGUUUAUGAUUCCGCAGAUGCCAUGUACAUGUCAGAUGACAACCCGCGGUCCAUCUUUGAAAUUCCUGGAGCCAAAGAGGUUGCAAUUGAGACUGCCUCAUUUUCCAAGUACGCAGGGUUCACUGGAGUUCAUCUGGGAUGGACUGUGGUUCCAAAAGAGCUUCUCUUUUCGGAUGGGUUUCCUGUUGCCAAUGAUUUCAACCGCAUUGUUACUACUUGCUUCAAUGGUGCAUCCAACAUUGCCCAAGCUGGUGCUCUUGCAUGCCUUUCGCCUGAAGGUCUUAAGGCUAUGCAUGAGGUGAUUGGCUUCUACAAAGAAAAUACUAAUAUUAUAGCGGAGACUUUUAACUCACUUGGCUUUAAUGUCUACGGAGGGAGAAAUGCACCUUAUGCAUGGGUUCAUUUUCCCGGUCGACGUUCAUGGGAUGUGUUCGCUGAAAUUCUCGAGAAGACACACGUUGUUACAACCCCUGGCAGUGGUUUCGGACCUGGUGGUGAAGGUUUUGUUAGGGUUAGCGCCUUCGGUCAUAGGGCUAAUGUGUUAGAAGUAUGUAGAAGAUUCAAGCAGUUGUACAAGUGA